This is a messenger RNA of Clarias gariepinus (North African catfish), 3893 nucleotides long. It is a transcript of the gene rela, whose product is annotated as v-rel avian reticuloendotheliosis viral oncogene homolog A. The transcript is spliced from 11 exons. Lineage: Eukaryota; Metazoa; Chordata; Actinopteri; Siluriformes; Clariidae. The record is from RefSeq and is a predicted model, not a curated record. The coding region runs from base 150 to 1976 and encodes 608 amino acids. Gene Ontology annotation, cellular component: cytoplasm. Gene Ontology annotation, molecular function: RNA polymerase II cis-regulatory region sequence-specific DNA binding; DNA-binding transcription factor activity, RNA polymerase II-specific. Gene Ontology annotation, biological process: cellular response to stress; inflammatory response; canonical NF-kappaB signal transduction.
AGAGAGGGCGGCUCGCGAACUUACUUUCGUGUCGGUGAAGCGAGGAAGAGCGAAAACACUGUAGUAAACGGGUGUUAGUGCAAAACCGAGGGGCUGGGACGCGCUUGUGGAUUUUAACACCUUCGUUUUGAGCGAGAGUUGGAGCCGGAAUGGCGGACUUAUUCAGCUGGGGACAGCCCACCAUGCAGCAAGGUACGCCGUACAUCGAGAUCAUCGAGCAGCCCAAAGCGAGAGGCAUGCGCUUUCGCUAUAAAUGCGAGGGAAGAUCAGCCGGCAGCAUUCCUGGAGAAAAAAGCAACGACUCCACCAAGACACACCCAGCCAUCAAGGUGAAUAACUUCAGCGGCCCGAUCAGAGUGAGGAUCUCUCUGGUCACCAAGAACCAUCCGUACAAGCCCCACCCACAUGAGCUGGUGGGAAAAGACUGUAAACACGGCUACUACGAGGCUGACCUGCCCGAGCGACGCGUUCACAGUUUCCAGAAUCUCGGUAUUCAGUGCGUGAAGAAGAAGGAUGUGGCCGAAGCCGUUUCCUGUCGCCUGCAGACACAGAACAACCCUUUCAACAUUCCCGAAGCUAAAGUGUGGGAGGAGGAGUACGACCUGAACGCUGUGCGCCUCUGUUUCCAAGCAACCAUCACAUUGUCAAACGGGGAGCUCUACCCCCUGGAGCCUGUCGUCUCUCAGCCCAUCUACGACAACAGAGCCCCGAACACAGCCGAGCUAAAGAUCUGCCGCGUGAACAGGAACUCCGGGAGCUGCCGGGGCGGAGACGAAAUCUUUCUACUGUGUGACAAAGUGCAAAAAGAGGAUAUCGAGGUGCGCUUCUUCCGAGACUCAUGGGAAAGUAAAGGGUCGUUCUCCCAGGCUGACGUCCACCGGCAGGUCGCCAUCGUGUUUCGCACGCCACCCUACUGCGAUACAAACCUGACAGAGCCCGUGAAGGUGAAGAUGCAGCUGCGCCGGCCUUCAGACCGAGAAGUCAGCGAGCCCAUGGACUUCCAGUAUCUACCCGCCGACCCAGACGAGUACAGACUGAUGGAGAAGAGGAAGAGGACAGAGGGAAUGCUCCAAAACCUUAAACUCGGCAACAUUAUGUCAGAUAACGUCCAUCAGAGACCUUUCAAUACCGCCAGAAGAACACUGCCAACUUCAAAACCUUCAGCUACUAUUAGUGCUCCUCAACCAGUGGUGAAUCCUGUGUCGUGCGUCGGACCUAUGAAGGCUCAGUCUGUGUUCACCAGUUCCACUCCAGGCCUCCUGUUCACCCAGCCCAAGCCUGAGCCGGCAUCCUCUAAUACGGAAGGAUGGAAGUUUUUCAGCAAUGUCACCGUGCAGCCUUCUCCCGCCGCCCCAGCUUCGUCUAGCACUCAAGACUUCCACACCGUCAACCUGUCCGACUUGCACGACUUCUCCUUUCCUAAUUUCGUCGCCCCGGCUCCCGAUCAGACCGACAUGAGCAGCAGGAGGGAUGGACCCGGAGGUAACGGAGCUGCGACGGCGACGACCCAAGAAGUCCAAAACACGUUCGCGUCUAUGAUGGAUGUGAAUGAGAUCCCAGAGUUCCCGAGCUUCUCUGAAGCCCACCCGUCCGACGUGGAGAACAUUAACACCGACGAGUUUCAAGCGCUCUUGGGCCAAAGCGGACUCGCCGGAGAGACCUCUUCUGUAUGUCACGUGAACGCGUCGGGAAACGCCGCGAUGGUUCCCAACGACGUAGAGCAGGUGGAUAGAAACAUGGGCAACGGAACCUGGAUGAGUUUCCCGCCGAGCAUUGUCAACCUCCUGCAGAACCAGCAGAUGACGGACGCCGUGGUGCCCGGCACGUCCGCCGCGGACGCCGGAGUGUCCGGCACGUCCGGCGCACCCUCCGUCUUUGAGGACCUGGAAAUGCUCAACUCCAUGGACGAAGAUCGCCUCAUGUCCAUUUUAAACGUCGGCAGCGAAGUCAGCUUCCUGUCCGGGCAUCCCACUUAGAUCGUAAAAACCCGGCAGGAUUUGGAUUGUUGCUUAUAUCUAGACUGGACCUCGAAAAGAAACAGGGGAACAGCAACAAAAAAAAAACGGAGGACACAUUUUUACAUCGCCUCCCGAGGCAUUCAUUAUCUCAAGUCUGGCUUCCUUCAAUUAAGACGCAUACCUUGCAGCAUUUACAGCAUUUCAUUUGCCUCGCUUUUUUCAGAGAACUCUCUUGUCAUGAAAGGACGUUACGUUUUGGGAAAGCAAGACAGAAUGAAUAGGCCACGCCCACUUGUCACACCAUUUAUUAUUUUUUUAUGUCGAAAUGAUUUCAGACGUAAUCAGCCUUUUAUAACAGACCUUGAUAAGCAUUAAAGGUCCACUAAGUCCAAGUUUUCAGUUACAUAAUACAAUAGAGGAUAAACAGUAUGUGUAUGGAAACCUGACGCCAUAAUGACAUCAGAUCGCCCCUGAAGUGGCCCGUGAUGUUACUUCCUUUCCAUAUAUUAUGCAAAACAACGUGAUUGUUCAUGUGAUUUAGUAUUUGGGACUGUGACUGGGAUUUUGGGGGUUUCCUUUUUGAAAUUGUUAAUUUUUGAAACCAUUUUUUAUGACGUGAAAGGAAUGGAUGUCGAACAUAAUGAAAUGUUAAUGCCUUGUUCAUCUAAAAGAGUUUUUUCACGAUAGAGAUUACGCCAGCAGCUAGUCGAAUUUAUCAAAACACCAGGAAAUUUAUCACGAUCUUUGGGAUUUAACCUUUACGCGAGCAAUUAUGAUUCGAAGAGAGAUUAAUAUUAUGGCUUUAAGCUCGCCCUUAAUCACUUUCUGCACUCUUAAGAUUUUCCAAAGAAAUAGAAAUCUAACAUGAGUCAUGUUACUGUUUAGUAUUGUAUUUCUAAGAUACUUUUCCCUCCAAAGAUUUUAAACUGUUCUAACAUGGUUUAAAAGAAGAGAUGCGCUUGAAUCUCUCUGCCAAAUUUUUAUUUGGGGUGCAGGGGAUGUGGCGACGACUGCCAGCCGAGUUCCUGUAACGCGCAAGUGGUUUUGGUGAAUAAUUGCGUGUACAGUUCCCACAGAUACAUGCGUCUCUCCUGCAAGUUAUCCAAGGAUUGCGUGCUCCACUCGCCUCAGACGGGAUCGCCGUUUACGUACCUUGGGUACGGCUUUCUUUAAAAAUGUUUGAGGUUUUAGCGCGGCUAGAAGUCUCGUCGCCGUACUUUGCUUGAAAUCUUCUGAAACUGUCGAUUAGUUUUUACACCACUGAUUUCAUUAACCAGAAAUGUUCUGGUCAAGUCCCAGUUUGACUUGAACACCCCUCGUAUAAAUAUGCGCGUAUGCACACUGUAUAUUUUAUGAAGUUACAAAGAUGAAUGCUGCCAGAUAGUUAUACGCCACACAUGGUAUUUUUUUUAUGGUUUAUAAUAUCAUAAUUUUUUACAUAACUUAAACACCACUUUUUUUUCUUCUCUUUAAAACUGAUUCGAUUAGUCCUGUUUCACACAAUCAGAAUGGCUUUUCUGCUUAAUCCGACUUCGGGUUUUGUACAUAGACGCAGAUUUCCAGACGCAAACAGCUGUACAGCCGUAUGUUUUAAAAAAAAUAAAAAGGGUAGACGGAAAUGCUAAACCUGGUAUAAUUUGCUAAAUCUUCAAGUUAAGCGCAACGGUUUUCUACCACUGAAUAAAUGUUGUUUUUCUUUGUUUAUGUUGUCGUGUAGUGAUGAGAAUAUGAAGGGGUUGUUUCCGCGCAGACCGUCAUGUUAUCUCUGAUAUAUUCCGAUAUGUUUUUGAAUAAACAACCGGUUGAGAUGUAAUAGAGAUAUAAAGUGUAAAAAGGAUGUUUGUAGAAUUGAUUUUCUUGUCUGUCCUAUUGUUGAUUUUUAAACAGAAACUGAAAAUAUAUAUAUAUAUAUUUCCAUUAAAUAAAAAAAAGCUG